Molecule: messenger RNA, 913 nt
Organism: Camellia sinensis
Lineage: Eukaryota; Viridiplantae; Streptophyta; Magnoliopsida; Ericales; Theaceae
Source: RefSeq, a predicted model, not a curated record
AUGGAUCAGCGAGGGGCACAACAAUACAACAGAUGCCAACCUGGGCAAGGUUCUAAGCCUACUCAAAAUACUCAGACCAACAAGGGGCAGCCACAAGCCUCUAGGAAUGCAGGCCGACCAAGAACACAACCACAAGGAGCUGGAAAUGGAAAGAAACUGGGAGAGACUAACCAACAGGCAGUAGGAAGAAUGUAUGCUCUCCAAAAAGAAGAAGAUGUUGAUAACCCAUCAGUAAUUCAAGGUAUGUUAAUCCUUAUGAAUUCUUGGGUUAAAGUAUUGUUUGAUUCUGGGGCUUCGCAUUCUUUUAUAUCCACUGCAUGUAUGACAAGUUUGGGUUUAAAUCCAGAGGCGCUAGAGAUAGCUAUGAGUGUCACUUCACCCUUAGGAGGUCAAACCCGAGUAAAUCUAGUAUGUAAAUCUUGUGAGCUAGAAAUCUCCGGUUCAUAUUUGAACUGUGAUCUAAGAGUUAUGGAUAUGUCUGAUUUUGACAUCAUCCUAGGAAUGGACUGGUUGUCAGUUCAUCAAGCCAUUAUUGAUUGUUACCAUAGGACAGUGACAACAUCCUCCCUUAACAGCAUGAAAGUCCAAUUUAAAGGAGAUAGACAAGAUUCUCUAACUCCAACGUGUUGCAAGUCGGGACAGCAUGAUCAACUAACCGGAUGGUUGGCAAGCCUAAUUUUGGAAGGCGAAAAUCGAGAGGAUCCAGGAUUACCCCAUGUGGUGUGUGAGUACGCUGACGUUUUCCCUGAUGAAUUACCAGGAUUACCCCCAAAACGAGAGGUAGAUUUCACGAUUGAGCUUCAACCCGGGACUUCACCGAUUUCAAUAGCACCACACCGUAUGGCGCCAGCUGAACUUCGAGAAUUGAAGGAGCAGUUGCAAGAACUGUUGAGUAAGAAGUUCAUCAGACCAA